Microdochium trichocladiopsis is the source of this 3454-nucleotide messenger RNA. RefSeq names its product CAS/CSE protein. NCBI's taxonomy places the organism in Eukaryota, Fungi, Ascomycota, Sordariomycetes, Xylariales, Microdochiaceae. The transcript has 4 exons. Gene Ontology annotation, cellular component: cytosol; nuclear envelope. The coding region runs from base 124 to 2997 and encodes 957 amino acids. The record is from RefSeq and is a predicted model, not a curated record. Gene Ontology annotation, biological process: protein import into nucleus; protein export from nucleus. Gene Ontology annotation, molecular function: nuclear export signal receptor activity; small GTPase binding.
CAAACAAAGCAAACAGCCCUUCUGCAUCCAGUGCUGGUGCUCAACUUCCGCAAGCAGCCCCUCUGCACCAUCAUCGGCUGCCUCGUCGUUCAUCCUGCCAUUUCCCCUCGAGCUGCAGAGACCAUGUCGUCAGAUCUCGGCGAGAUCGCCCAGCUGCUGGACGCCACCCUCGACCCGUCCAAGCACAAGAAAGCCGAGAGCGCUCUCAAGCUAGAAGAGAAGAAGCCGCAGUACUCUCUUCAGCUCCUCAAGAUCGUCGCUAGCGAUUCGUUCCCCCAAAAGAUCCGACUUUCGGCGUCCCUGGCCUUCAAGAACUUCAUCAGGCACAACUAUGUGGACGACGAAGGACGAUACAAGCUCCCCACGGAUGAGGUCAACACGAUAAAACAGGAGCUGAUCGGCCUGAUGAUCGCAUGCCCUGCCACCAUUCAGACACAGCUGGGCGAGGCCAUUAGCAUCAUUGCCGACUCCGACUUCUGGGAGCGAUGGGACACACUCGUGGGGGACCUCGUCUCGAGAUUCUCCGCAGACAACUACAAGGUCAACAAUGGUGUUCUGGAGGUCGCCCAUUCCAUCUUUGUGCGAUGGAGACCACUGUACCGAUCCGAUGACCUCUACCGCGAAAUCAACCACGUUCUCAACACAUUUGCCGGGCCAUUCUUGAGUCUUCUGAGCAUGACUGACCAGGCCAUUGACGCCAAUCAGAACAACAAGGAGAACUUGAAGGGAUACUUUGACACCAUGAGCCUUCUUAUCAAGGUCUUCUACGAUCUCUCGUGCCAGGACAUGCCACCGCAGUUCGAGUCCAGCCUCCCACAGAUCUCGGCACUUUUACACAAGUACUUGACGUAUGAGAAUCCUCUACUCGUGACGGACGACGACUCCGAGGCGGGUGUUCUGGAGAACGUCAAGGCCGACAUUUGCGAGGCCCUCGAGCUGUACAUCAACAAGUACGACGAUGAGUUCAGCCAAUAUACGCAGACCUUCAUUUCAAGCGCCUGGAAUCUCCUGUCGGCGGUCGGUCCGGAGACCAAGUACGAUAACCUAGUUUCCAGAGCUCUCCACUUCCUGACGGCGAUCGCUGGUACCACGAAGCACGCCGGCGCUUUCCAAGACGAGAAUGUGCUCAGUCAGGUGGUAGAAAAGGUUGUGUUGCCCAACGUGGCCCUGCGGGAGUCCGAUAUUGAAAUGUUCGAGGACGAACCCAUCGAGUUCAUUCGCCGCGAUCUCGAAGGCUCCGACAGCGACUCCAGGCGGAGGGCGGCCACAGACUUUCUCCGACAGCUACAGGUCAAGUUCGAGUCCCUGGUCACCAACGUCGCUGGCAAAUACAUCAACCACUACCUGGAGCAGGGCAAGUCGAACUGGAAGGACAAGGAUACUGCUAUUGCCCUCUUCCUGGCUGUUGCUGCCAAGGGUGCUGUCACCGCAGCUCAGGGUGUAAAGAGUGUCAACCCCCUGGUCAAUGUGGUGGACUUUUUCCAGCAGCACAUUGCCAAUGACCUGAUCUCAGACAGUGGGGUUCAGCCAAUCUCGAAGGUCGACGCGAUCAAGUAUCUGUACACUUUCCGCAGCCAUCUGACCAAGGAUCAGUGGCAGGCCGCCUUCCAGCCUCUGAUCCAAAACCUGGGCUCAUCCGAUUACGUUGUGUACACUUAUGCUGCCAUCGCCGUCGAGAGGCUGCUCUUCCUCAGUACGGAUGAUGGCGCCAAGGUGUUUGGCCGUGGCGACAUUGAGCCUUUCGCGAAAGACCUUCUGAAUCACCUGUUCACGCUGGUCGAGAAGGAGAAGUCGGCCGCUAAACUGCAGGAAAAUGAGUAUCUCAUGCGCUGCAUCAUGCGUGUCCUGAUUGUCAUGAACAACGGCAUGGCUCCUUUCGCGGACAUGGUGCUCGAUCAUCUGAUUGGCAUUACCAACAUCAUCAAGGAGAACCCCAGCAACCCACGAUUCUACUACUACCACUUCGAGGCUCUUGGCGCUGUGGUCAACUUCACUCCACAGGAGGGGAUUUCUCUCCUCGAGGAUCGUCUGUGGCAACCUUUGAACCUUAUUCUUACCGAAGAGGUCACCGAGUUUAUGCCAUACGUCUUCCAGGUCUUCGCCAAGCUUCUGGAGAAGAAGCCUACCGGCGCAUUGCCGACACAUUACCAAGCGCUCAUUGCGCCUCUGCUGAUGCCCACCUUGUGGGAGACUCGCGGAAAUGUGCCAGCUCUCACCCGCCUACUUGCGGCUAUCAUCCCCCGGUCAGCGGAGUCGAUUGUUGCACAGAACCAGGUCGAGCCGAUCUUGGGUAUCUUUCAGCGACUUGUCAGCAACAAGCGCACCGAGAUCGAUGCUAUGGACCUCCUUGACACUAUUGUCAAGUCUCUACCAGCUGACACGGUCAAGCAGUACCUCAAGGAGAUUCUCACUCUCCUUUUCACGAAGCUCAACGCUACGCCAUCAGACUCUUUCAAGCAGCGAUUUGUCCGUUUCUACCACAUCUGUUCUGCCAACUUGGAGUCUGGACUUGGUGCCGAUGUUUUCAUCCAGACCGCCGACCAGAUUCAGCAGAAGAUCUUUGUCCCAAUCUACCUGACGAUCAUUCUCCCGGUGUCUGACCAGCUCGUGGCGAACGAGCGUCGCGUCGCGGUGAUCUCGUUUGCAAAGACUCUUGGCGACAGCCAAGCCUUUGCCGUUCAGUAUGCCAAGGGUUGGCGCUUCACGUGCGAGGCUAUGCUGAAAAUGCUUGCCAACGCACCAGCAGUGACCAUGGGCACGGGUGACGAGGUUGUAGAGGCGGAUGUCGACGACAUUGGUUUUGGUCUCGGCUUCACCGCCUUACGUACGUGCAAGCAGGAGCGCCGGCUUGACUUCCCCGAGAUUCAGGACCUGCAGCAAUGGGUCCGUCAGUACAUUACACAAGCAGAUGCCCGGCAUAAUGGCGCGGUGGGUAAAUAUGUGCAAGAGCGGUUGGAUGACCAGGGCAAGCAGGCCUUGGCGGCAUACAUGGGAUAGAUCUGAUUGAUACCAAAAGCGUUGAGCAUAAGCAGACAAUGGAGAAUUUUGUUUAUACACAAGCCGAGCAUAUGACGUUGCACAAAUGUUGGAUGACCGGGUUCUGGCAGAAGUCAGCAAGCGAGGGUCCCUGGGCUGAGGAUACUUAUGCAAUUGCUUCUAGCAAGCAGAGCUUGCCCUCGUCCCGUUGGGUUCAUUCGUGUCUCAAGAACCAGGUCCGUCCCGUGAAGCCACUACGCUACAUCAGAUACCUGCCACUUGAAGCCACGGACGGAGCCUCACACAAUUUAGAUCUAAUUAGUCGUGGAAAAACCAGUCUCCCACCAUCACCGCUCGCAAGGUUACAGGGUCCGUCAUACGCUACUGCGCGUCUUACUCAUCGCCCCCUUUUCCUUCUCUCUCGCUCUGUCUCACUCACUCUCUUCUUCUCGAGAAGCUUUCAGGGAAUUAAGGGGGG